Pelodiscus sinensis (Chinese soft-shelled turtle) is the source of this 1732-nucleotide messenger RNA. NCBI's taxonomy places the organism in Eukaryota, Metazoa, Chordata, Testudines, Trionychidae. The record is from RefSeq and is a predicted model, not a curated record.
AUGGCCAUUGCGAUUGCUCCACCGGAUCCCAAGCUUGGGAAAGACAAGCCCUGCCGAAUGCACCUGUCCUCUCCAUACCCGCUGGACUGUGGUGGCCUUUGGCAUCCCAGUGGCGCUUUUAAAGAGUUUCUCUUCCCUCUGCACAGGGAGGCCCUCGGAGAAGAUCCAGAUGCGAAUAAGGCUGAGGCAGAAGAGCUCAGCCGGAGCCACAAACAGAUAGAAGAAAGCAGGCAGAGGCUGGCCAAGCUGCUCCACGAUGGCACACAGCUUGUGACCAAUAUCCAGGUGGCUGCCGAUGCCAGGGAGACCCACAGGAGGGCUGAGGAGGAUGAACUGAAGCGACAGAGGCUCGAGAAACUGGAGAAUGAAUCCAAGACUAACCAGGACAAGUUUGAAGAGAUCACCUCGAAAUGGGGCUCGGCCCGGGAGAAGACCAUCCCGCAGGACCUGUGGGAAGUGCUCAACCAGCAGCAGCAGCAGUGCGCGCUGCUCAUCGAGGAGAAGAACAAGCUCAUCAGCGAACUGCAGCAGGAGCUGAAAAGCAAAGAUGACCAGUACGUGAAGGAUCUUAAGAAGCAGGCGGACGACAUCAGCCUGCUGCUGGACAGAAUGGAGGAGCAGAUCAAAAACCUAAUGAAAACCUACCGCCGGGAACUCACGCAGAUCGAGAAAGCCUUCGAGCUGGAGCGGCGCGAGCUGCUGAGCAGCAAUAAGAAGAAGUGGGAGCAAGCCAUGCAGGCCCACAACGCGCAGGAGCUGGAGAACCUGGUGACGCGCAUGAAGAAGGUGGAGGAGUACGAGAAGCAGCUGGAUCAGCUGCGGGUGCAGGAUUCCGAGGAGUACACCGCCAUCAAAAUCCAGCUGGAGACCGACGUGCAGAUCCUGGAGCAGCAGCUGCAGCAGAUGAAAGCCAUUUACCAGCUGAACCAGGAGAAACUGGAAUACAACUUCCAGGUGCUCAAGAAACGGGACGAGGAAAACACCAUCAUCAAAUCCCAGCAGAAACGGAAGCUCAACCGGCUGCACGACGUGCUGGCCAAGCAGAUAAAGCAGUUCCAGGAGGACAACCAGACCCUGACGGCCGACUACAAGCGCAUAGUGGAGCAGUACAAGGAUCUGCAGAGGACAAUGAGACACUUUGCCGUCAUCGAUGCCCAGAAGUUCCUGGAGAUCUGGCUGAUGAACGAGCAGGAAGCCAAAGGGCUGAUGUGGAAGGCGCUGGAUGCCGACCGCGUCAUUCACACCCAGCAGCUGGGGCUCCCCUGGGUGGAGCCGGACUACUGGUUCCUGGACAAUGUGGGCCCCGUCGUGUACCGCAAGACCAUGAAAUCUGCCAGCAAGCUGGCCCAGGAGGUGAUGGCACUAACAGGUGGGGCACGAUCCCUUCCCUCAGGGUCUCCACCCUUCCAGGUUGUUGCUGUCACCUCCCUCCACCUCCUCCGCCUGGGGCCAAGAGGGGGGCAGCAGCUUUCCUUGCUAGGUGGGGGUAAAACCCUGAGGUGUGGUGGGAAGCAGAGGGACCUGUCCUCGUUAUCCCCUGCGGCCCAGUCCAGUUCGGAGAGCCCCGGCCAGGCCUGGCUGCUCCAUUCCUCUUGCCCCUACCCCCACGGGCUCCCCAUUGACUUGGCUUUGAGACCACAGAGGCUGGCAGAGUAUUGCAGAGGACAGGCAGGGCCAACAGGGUGUGGAGGGUGGGCAGAGCUAAUGAUCCUGGGCAGGCGGGGAGGAGAGC